AUGCCGCAGCCGUCAUCAGAUGUCAAAAUACCGGUGUUCAACAACUUCGUGGAGGCGCGUGCGGCCCAAGAGCGCGGGGACGCGGCGAGGAGCAACGCCGGACUCCUGUUCCAGGACGGCCGGAGGAAGGUGGACUACGUGCUCGUGUACCGGCUGCCCGAGCGCAGGGACCGGGCGGAGAGCCGGGCGGCGGCCGCGAAGGGACUGGAGCUCAUCGCCAGCGCACAGCCGCGGCCCGUCGUCCGAGCGGAGGACCCGGGCCCGGGGCCGGAGGAGGAGCCGGAGGAGCCGGAGGACCCGGCCGAACGGGAGAAGAAAGUUCUUCGGCAGGAGUUCGAGACGAACCUGCUCAAGGCUGGACUCCAAGUGGAGCGAGAGACACAGAACAAGGCUCACGGACUGGCCUUCGUACGGCUGCACGCGCCCUGGGCGGUUCUGAGCAGAGAAGCGGAGUUUCUGAGGAUCAAAGUUCCUACCAAGAAGAGCUACAAGCUCAAGAAGGAGACGGGAGUUUCCCACAGGCUGCUCCUGCUCUGGCGGCACCUCAACCGUCCCUUUCAGCCGAGGGUGCCGGACCCGCAGGGUCACGGCGACUCCAAGUUCUUGUCCCACGUCUUCUCCCGGGACAAACUGCACCUAUUUGACAUCAAGCAGAAGGACUCGUUCUUUGACAAUGCAACACGUAGCCAUAUAGUCUACGAGAUAGUAAGGCGCACAUCGUGCACCCAGAGCUGCCAAACCAUGGGAAUCACCACAUUAAUUGCCAAAGGUGUUUAUGAUUCUGCUUUUCCGCUGCAUGAUGGCGCCUUGGAGUCUGCUGGGGAGGCGAAGAAGAAUGACAGGCAGGUCCUGCAUGAUGAAUGGGCCAGAUAUGGGGUGUUUUACAAGUACCAGCCUAUAGAUCUCAUCAGGAAGUACUUUGGGGAAAAAAUUGGACUCUAUUUCGCCUGGCUGGGGCUCUAUACCCAGCUGCUCAUCCCAGCCUCUGUGGUGGGUACCAUAGUAUUCCUGUAUGGCUGUGCCACCCUGGACUCCAAUGUGCCCAGCCUGGAGAUGUGCAGUGAAGGAAAGAACUUCACCAUGUGCCCGUUGUGUGACAGGGUGUGUGACUACUGGUACCUGAGUUCUGCGUGCAGCACAGCCCGCGCCAGUCAUCUCUUUGACAAUCCCGCCACUGUCUUAUUUGCCAUCUUCAUGUCCCUUUGGGCUGCUAUGUUCCUGGAGCUCUGGAAGCGGAGACAAAUGUGCCUGUCCUACAGGUGGGACUUGGCUGGCUUGGAGGAGGAGGAGGAACAUCCCAGACCAGCGUAUGAAAGCAUUCUCCUUCAGAAGAAGCUGAAGAAGAGGAGGAGGAAGAGAAAUAGACAUGAGUCUGAGAGAAAAGUGGAGGAUAGCACAGACGGGGGCCACUGGAGACAACGUGUUCUGACCGCCAUGGGUGGAGCUGUUGAGGCAGGACCAGAGAAGCUGACAUGGACAGACUGGAUGCCUGGGUACAUUAUCAACUUCUCUUCGGUCUUACUUAUGUUUGGGCUGACAUUUUCCGCUGUAUUUGGUGUCAUAAUCUACCGGAUCACCACUUCAGCCUUAAUGUCCAUGAGCCCAUAUCCUGAAACCAGGUCCAACGUUCGUGUCGUUGUCACAUCGACGGCUGUCAUCAUCAACCUGGUUGUCAUUCUUAUCCUGGAUGAGCUCUAUGGCACAGCGGCCAUCUGGCUCACAGAGCUCGAGAUUCCAAAAACGGAGGGAGAGUUUGAAGAGCGAAUGAUUCUAAAGGCCUUUCUUCUGAAGUUCAUGAAUGCUUAUGCUCCCAUCUUCUAUGUGGCCUUCUUCAAGGGGAGGUUUGCUGGCCGACCGGGGGACUAUGUCUAUGUUUUCCAUGACUUCCGCAUUGAAGAGUGUGCACCUGGGGGCUGUCUCAUAGAGCUUUGCAUCCAGUUAAGUAUCAUCAUGCUGGGAAAGCAGCUCAUUCAGAACAACAUCUUUGAGAUUGGCAUUCCGAAGCUGAAAAAGCUGUACAGGACCCUGAAGGGGGACUCGCCUGCACCGAAGGAGACAGAUGAGCGACCGAGCAGAACGGCCCAGCAGUGGGAGCUGGACUACAAUCUGGAGCCUUUUAACAGUUUGACCCCUGAAUACAUGGAGAUGAUCAUCCAGUUUGGCUUCGUCUCGCUUUUUGUGGCCUCCUUCCCCCUCGCUCCACUUUUUGCGUUGCUCAACAACGUUAUUGAAAUCCGCCUGGACGCCAAGAAGUUUGUCACUGAGCUGCGCCGCCCAGACGCCAUGCGGGCCAAAGAUAUCGGAAUCUGGUACAACAUUAUCAGUGGAAUGGGAAAGUUCUCUGUCAUUAUCAAUGCCUUUGUCAUCGCCUUCACGUCAGACUUUAUUCCUCGACUUGCCUAUCAGUACAUGUACAGUAAUACAGGAACCCUGCAUGGCUUCAUUGAGCACACGCUGUCUUACUUCAACGUGAGUGACUUCACACCUGGCACAGCACCCAGCGCCUCCCACUUCAGCAUCGCCAUGUGCAGGUACAAGGACUACAGGGAGCCACCUUGGUCUCCAGAAGCAUAUCAGCUGUCCAAGCAGUACUGGGCUAUCCUGGCUGUCCGACUCGGCUUUGUCAUCAUAUUCCAGAACCUGGUGAUGUUCCUUAGUGUUCUCGUGGACUGGCUUAUCCUGGAUGUGCCCAGGGAUAUCAGUGAGCAGCUAAAGAAGGAGAAGUCCCUGCUUGUGGACGUCUUUCUGCAGGAGGAGAAGGACAAGUUGCAGCUCAUCCACAGCCUUUUCGUGAGAAGUGCGAGAGACGGGGACCCGGAUCAGUCUGCACAAGCCGCGAGGCAACCCUGCCAGACGGGGAGGUCUCUGAACCAUUGCCGCGCAGCCAGCUUCGGCCAGUUCGGCCGACGGCCGUCCCAGAGCUGAUCGCGUGAAGCACAUCGAUGCGGCACGGCGGAGGACGUGAUAUAGGUGCUCGUUCGCGUUUGGCCGCUGAG
Scleropages formosus (Asian bonytongue) is the source of this 2996-nucleotide messenger RNA. RefSeq names its product anoctamin-2-like. Gene Ontology annotation, cellular component: plasma membrane. Lineage: Eukaryota; Metazoa; Chordata; Actinopteri; Osteoglossiformes; Osteoglossidae. Gene Ontology annotation, biological process: chloride transmembrane transport. Gene Ontology annotation, molecular function: protein dimerization activity; intracellularly calcium-gated chloride channel activity. The record is from RefSeq and is a predicted model, not a curated record.